This is a messenger RNA of Phyllostomus hastatus (greater spear-nosed bat), 1582 nucleotides long. RefSeq names its product src kinase associated phosphoprotein 1 (gene SKAP1). Gene Ontology annotation, cellular component: cytoplasm; plasma membrane. The coding region runs from base 99 to 1223 and encodes 374 amino acids. The record is from RefSeq and is a predicted model, not a curated record. NCBI's taxonomy places the organism in Eukaryota, Metazoa, Chordata, Mammalia, Chiroptera, Phyllostomidae. Gene Ontology annotation, molecular function: protein binding. The transcript is spliced from 13 exons.
GCCCGCGGCAGAGGUACAGGUGCCUCCGCCGCGCCGCUGUCGCCUUCCUGCGCGCCGGCCCGGGCUCCAGGCCUUCACGGCCCCCUCCCGCCCCGCACAUGGCCUCCCCAGCGCCCCGCCAAAUGCAGGCCGCCGCUGUCCUCCCCGAGGAGAUCCGUUGGCUCCUGGCAGACGCCGAGGAGUUUCUAGCAGAAGAUUUGAGGAAUGAGAACCUCAGUGCUGUCGCGAGGGACCACAGAGACCACAUUCUUCGGGGCUUUCAGCAAAUCAAAACUAGAUACUACUGGGAUUUGCAGCCCCAAGGGGGAGACCAGGCUGAAAACUGCCUGGGACAGGACAGCCCCGAUGACGAUUACAGCGGCGGAACCCACGGCCCCUCUCUCACACCAGAUGCGCCGUUUCCGUCAGAUUACCAGGAUGAGGGAAUGGAAGACAUCAUAAGAGGAGCUCAAGAGCUUGACAACGUCAUCAAGCAAGGAUACCUGGAGAAGAAAAGUAAAGAUCAUAGUUUCUUUGGAUCGGAGUGGCAGAAGAGAUGGUGUGUUGUCAGCAGAGGCCUCUUCUACUACUAUGCUAAUGAGAAAAGCAAGCAGCCCAAAGGGACCUUUCCCAUUAAGGGCUACAGCAUCCGGAUGGCCCCCUACCUGCGGAAAGAUUCCAAGAAAGAAUCCUGCUUUGAACUGACCUCCCAGGAUAGACGCAGCUAUGAGUUUACAGCUAUUAAUCCCGCUGAAGCCAGAGACUGGGUGGAUCAAAUAAGUUUCUUAUUAAAGGAUCUGAGUUCCUUAACCAUUCCAUAUGAAGAGGAAGAAGAGGAGGAAGAAGAGGAGGAGAUGUACGACGAUAUCGAUGAUCUUGACUCCCAACAUUCUGGUUCCCAGCGCAGACCCAUUACCUUGCCCGGGAGCAUGGGGCUAAAGCAGGCCUCAGAGGAGAAAGAAGAAGAAGAUAUUUAUGAAGUCUUACCAGAUGACGAGCUCGACCUGGAGGAGGAGGAGGGUGGCGCCGGACCCAAAGGAGUGGACUAUGCCAGUUACUACCAGGGCCUAUGGGAUUGCUACGGCGAGCAGCCAGAUGAACUGUCCUUCCAGCGGGGCGACCUCAUCCGCAUCCUGAGCAAGGAGUACAACAUGUACGGCUGGUGGGUAGGAGAACUGCACAGCCUUGUCGGGAUCGUUCCGAAGGAGUACCUCACAACUGCCUUUGAAGUGGAAGAAAGAUGAAGCCCAGGACACACCUCUCCACCCUGCCUUUCUGAGAAAACUGAUCAUCAAGAGCUCCCACUUUCUACCCCUGCCACCCACCACCACCACUGCAGGCUCCUUACUGAAGAGACACACUCACUGACCCGUUUCCCUAGCAACCGUAAACACCAGCCAGACAAAUGGGAAGAGGCGCAUUCCGCAUACCUGGUACUAAACCUGCCUCGUCAUAGCUCGUUGCUUCUCUAAACACGUCCACACAGCCACUUCUGCGGUCUCCACAGGCUUGUCGCAGAGAAGGCGACAGAGAAGGAAGUCUUUGGAGAAGGGAGCUUCUGGGUGUUUCGACUGGUUUUAAAAGCACAAAUAAAUUCAGAUUU